AUCAAUAACUCGAUUCAUUAAAUCGUUCGAAUUGAUUGUUGUAAGCAAUUAAUUUUUUUGGCUUUUCUUUAGUUCUUACAUAACAAUAUUUUUCAACAAUGGAAAAUGAAUAAUGAAGACAUUAAUAGUUAUUUGCCAUCCAUUUUAAAUCCAAGGACAGUAAAAAUAUUCAACAAGGACAUAUCACUUACUCAGAAUUCAACAGUAAGUCGUUCGUCUUUGAGACUAAAAAGAAACAGUGCAAACACAAUAAACAAUAUAAUCCAGGAUUAUAGUCUCGAUAAAGAAAAUUUAAGAAAUAAACUAAAUUGUUAUCCAACAGAUGUCCAAAAUGUAGGGAAACAAAAAAAUAUUUCUGAUGUUAAUUCAUUAGGAUUUUCAGCCAUUGAAGAUAUUGACAGUUUAAAAAAUGAUGAUUUCACUCUAAAUUGUUUCCCAUUAAAUGUCCCUAAUAAUAUUAUAGAUAAUAAAAACAACAAUUCUGUAUUAUCAAUUUCAUCAACAUCUGAAUUACACGAAGAAAAAAGUAUUUGUAGCGAUAAAACUAUUAUUUAUGAUACACAUGAAAAACAAGUAGUAUCUCUUUCUUUCUCCAUUUCAAAAUGUGAAACCGUAGAUAUAAGCACAAAAAAGAGUAACAUAAAAAAAAUACUAUUAGCACAUAAUAAAAGUGACAUAGAUGUAGACUGUGAAAUUUUAGAAGGAUCCGAGUUAUCCGAAGACACAAUAAACAGUAGUACAAACAUGAAUAACUCUUUAUUUAAUACAUCAAAAAGAAAAGCAGUCUCUGUCAACUUAGAAAUUAAAAAACAAAAAUUGACAGGCACAGAAGAAAAAUCAGAGAAUACGAAAAUUCUUAUUUUGAACACAAAUGCCAUUGAGAAACUUACACACAUUAUAGUUCAACCGCCAAAUUAUAUAUUAGUGAAACGUAAAAUUAAUGAUAUCGAUAAUAAUAUUAACUCGAAACAAAAACCUACUUAUGUGUCUGUUAUUAAGCAUGGGAGACAUGUGAAAAAUGAGCAUUUAAAGCAGCAGUCUAUAGAGACAUACUUCAAAAGUAAUAAUACUUCGAGUAUAGAGCCCGUGGUUCCAGUGAACGGUUUCAAUUCAUUAAGAAAUGAUGUUCCUGCAAGUGUGUAUCUCGCUGAGGACCUAGGCCGUAAUGAUGCGCAGGAAAUGAACAGGAAUUCAGUGGUUGGAGAUUUAAUUGGACGGACAUCACAUAAGCUAUGUCCUGAACCGUCAAGAUCUCCACGUAUUUCAUUGCCACGAUCGCCCUCUCCGAAGCGGGACGUUAAGUCAUCAAUUUCAGAAGCUCAACGCGCUUCCUCAUCUAGAUCUAAAAGGGAUAGUGCGGGGUCAUUAUCGCCUAGGAGAAAUAUAGAUUCCAUUCACUUCACGCUACCAGUGAAGUCUAAGUCGAAUAAGGCAUCAGCCUUUGCGCGAAACAUUCCCUACCAUAAGAUAGUAACAGGAACACAUUUUGCUGUUGACGCAUUUUCUUAUGGAGAAAUUCCAAACAUUAAGCAUUAUUUCUUGACUCAUUUUCAUUCCGAUCACUAUAUGGGACUUAACAGGAAUUUCAAUAAAAUGUUAUUUUGUUCCAAAAUAACGGCGGAUUUAUGCGUUUUGCGUUUAGGAGUGAAUUUUAAACGUGUUCAUAUUAUAAAUAUUGAUGAGACGGUUGUUAUCGAUGGUGUUGAGGUGACGGCGAUAGACGCGAACCACUGUCCCGGUGCACUCAUGUUCGUUUUUACAUUGCCAAACGGUAAAAGCAUUCUUCAUACCGGUGAUUUUCGUGCCUCGGAUAUUAUGGAAUCGUAUCCAGUGUUUUGGAAUAAAGACGUGCACACAAUCUAUCUCGAUACUACAUAUUGCAACCCACGAUACGAUUUUCCAAAACAAGAUCAAAGCUUAGAAAUGGCAUUAAAUCUGCUUCGCGAGAAGAAAACAGCGCUCGAAAAGGUCGGAAAGAAGUUUUCGUCUGUGCUUAUAGUCUGUGGCACAUACACCAUCGGAAAAGAGAAGUUCUUCCACGGCAUGGCGCGCCGUGUGGGCUGUUCGGUGUGGGCGUGUCCAGAGAAGGACCUCGUGCUGCAGACGGUCGAAGGUCGCAGUUGCAGCCUCGUCCCGCCGCAGUCGUGUCAGUUGCACGUCGUGCCCAUGAGGGAUUUGACUCAUGAGAAAAUGCGCAGUUAUUUGGCUAAUCUCAAGGGAGCGUUCAGUGAACUUGUGGCGUUUAAGCCCAGCGGUUGGGAAAACGGCAAGAGUCCAUCGGUUGAAAAGGAUUCCGUGACCAUUCAUGGCAUUCCAUACAGUGAACAUUCUAGCUUCUCUGAAUUGAUUCGUUUUGUCAAAUUUCUCAAGCCGAAGCAAGUCAUCCCGACUGUUUAUAUAUCCGGAGGUAUAAAAGCCGUGCAGAAAUAUUUCCCGUGCCCGUUGAUAAGCAAAGAGGAUAUACAUUGUCAAAGCAAACUGACGGAUUAUUUCACUAUAAAGAACCACCAGCAAGUUCCCGCCGUCACUUAAAUAUUUAGGUCAGUAAUUGUAUCUCAAAUGUAAAUAUAUAAUAAUUACAUAUAAUAUAUGUAUAUAUUAGAUAGGGCUGUGUGUGCGCCGGUUCCAUUGCACACAUAGAUAUAUAUGUUCGAAGAGACUCGUGGAUGCCAUAUUAAAAAUAUUUGUGAUUUUAAAAGCCUUAACAUUCGUUCAGAAAAUGAUUGUCUUAUAAAGCGUCGUUAGUCUAUGAUCGUUCGUUAAACGAAAAAUAUUGUUUUUAUGAUAUUUAUCAUAUUAAUUUAAAUAGUCUGUAUAUUUAAAUAGUCUGUAUAUUAAUUUAAAUAGUAGUAAAACUGGUGGUAGGGCUUUGUGCAAGCUCGUCUGGGUAGGUACCACCCACUCAUCAGAUAUUCUACCGACUGGUGGUAGGGCUUUGUGCAAGCUCGUCUGGGUAGGUACCACCCACUCAUCAAAUAUUCUACCGCAAAACAGCAAUACUUGAUAUUGUUGUGUUCCGGUUUGAAGGGUGAGUGAGCCAGUGUAAUUACGGGCACAAGGGACAUAAAAUCUUAGUUCCCAAGGUUGGUGGCGCAUUGGAUAUGUAAGCGAUGGUUGACAUUUCUUACAAUGCUAAUGUCUAAGAGCGUUGGUGACCACUUACCAUCAGGUGGCCCAUAUGCUCGUCCGCCUUCCUAUUCUAUAAAAAAAAAAAAAAUAUCAAAUGGUAACAAUAAUUAAGCCAAUUUUUAAAAAGGAUGUUCUCAAUUCCAAUUAUUUGUACUUUAAUCUGAAGAAAAAAAAUACGUAUGCAGUCUUUAUGAAAUACCGGCAAACAAUCGACCGUUUAAAAUGAAAAAUCGGGAAAAAAUCGGAUAGAUGGCAACCCUAAUAAUUAAAUUAGUAUAGUCUGUGCAAAAGUACACUUGAUUUUAGAUUGUAGUAACCAUUAUUUGUUGCUAUUUAAUAGAAGUCAUAGUGAUUCAUCAUUAGGGAGUGUCCAUAAAUCACGUGAUUCCGUUAUAGACUCCUUUUUAAUCUCGAGUCUUCAUAAAACCCAGUUUAGUUUCACAGUCAAUGCCUUCCUUGAUUAAAUCAUUAGUGUACGCUCCUUUAAGGCCAUGGUAUAGCAAGCGUCGGAGGCGUUGUACGAAGCGAGUUAUAGCAAGCGAUGUUAGCGUGUCCGUGAAGCGCGUAUUUGUACAGUGACCAUGUAUUUUAGAUAAAUUGUCAUGGCCUAAAAAAAUCCUAUACGAUAAAACUGACCUAUAAAACGCGCCCGACGUACCAUAAAAUGGCCUAAAUGCCCGGUUACUACAUUAAAGAAACGAUUAACUUUAAUUACGAUUAGUAGAAUUGUCUACGAGGUGUAAUUCAGAAGCUAAAAUUAUCUUGAUACUUGCGGAUCUAAAGGCUAUGUAUAUAAUUGAUACUUGGGUAAAUGUAUGAAACUGACAGUUAUUCGAAAGUUGAUUGCGGAAAUUGUAAACGACAAUUAUAAAAUCCAACUAGCCGUAAGCAAAACGAAUCGUUUUUACAAUAUAAUAACCGGUCUUUAGACUAUUACGGUAUUUUCUGUAUGUAAUAUGUCGAUUGUAUAUUGUUGUACAAUAAAUAUAAUUAGUGAUAAACAUUAGUCUUUAAAACACAGCUAUUGUCAAAGACGAUUUAAUUGCAUUUAUGUAUAUAGGAUUUCGUAUAUGAAAGAGAAGGACUUCAUAUAUGAAAGAGAGAGAAGAAAGAAAAAACAUUGUCAUAUUCACUUUAAAUAAUAAGUAGUCGUUUGUUGUUAUUGUUGUAUAUUAAUACUUGGGAAGCUAGCGAGUGAAAUUUCUGUAUGAUUUGCACAUUUAGACGUUAUUAAUAGUGUGUUAAUGAUUACGCUGAAAGAAACGUUACCGCGUCUGACAGCGCUUUGAAUUUGAAAAAAAGGGCGUAAUAUGUUAUUUGUUCAUGCCUCCAGAUGUUUAUGUUUAGAAUCUUACUGAAAAAAAAAACGAUAAUUGGGGAGGCAGAUUGUAUUGUAGAAAAAUAUUCUGCUAGUAUGUUACUUAUGCGUUGGCAAUUGACAGCGCUUAAUAUAUAUUAAAGAAUAUUAAUGAGACAGAUGCUGUUCCAAAAAUAGGCAUUUGUUUUUUAAUAGCUCUUCUCGUGACGAACGUCAAGUAAAAAUUUUAUAUCUAAAAUAAAUAAAUAGAUAUAUUGUAAAAUACAUGAUUGUUAAUAAUAAUAAUUGAUUGUUUGUCUCAUGGAUUUUCUUCCUUUCUAGCAUUAUCGGUCGACUUCAAUCAGCCUCAGAGGCAACACUUUUAUCUUUUCUACUAAAUUGGAAGUGUUAUAGUUCAAAAACUUUAAUAAUACGAACUAAGUCAAUUCGCAUUGAUGAUUGGUUUAAUCGCUUUCCACUUGAAGAUGAGCAAAUCAUAUACUGGAAUACUUGCCAGCUCUCUAACCGUAAAAAUUACAUGUAUUGCCAUCAUCAUUAUAUAUAUAUACUAUAUUGACUAUAUUGUCGAUUAUAUAUAUAUAUAUAUAUAUAUAUUGGGAUUUUAUUUAAACAGUAAUAUAUGUAAUAUAGACAAGUAAUAUAAACAACACUGUUAUUUUAGUAAGUAUUUUACUGUGAUUUUGUUUUAAUUUGAUGUACCAUAGUUAAUCGCAAUAGACAAAUAUAAUAAUAGAGUAAUAAUAGCCAUACCAUAGCCAACCAUAGUAAUAAAAGAAUAAAGUAAUAAAAGCCCAAUAAACUUUAUAAAUAAUUUAUAAGCUCUAACGUUAUAAGUUACUAAACUGACGCGGCAGGUCAAUAUUACACGGGCAACUCUACUGUCAAUGUCUGUUUUUUAGUAUACCAGUUACCGCCAGCUGAGCUCGCGUGAGUGUGAAGGUGUUAAAUUCCCUAUAUCCUUGGUCUGUGACUCGGAAGUGCACGCAAAAUUUUAUGACAUGGUUGAGUAGUUAGACAUGAAAGAUUUUACAAACAAACUCACUAUCGCAUUUAUAAUAUUAGUUAGGAUUCAUUCCCAAUUAAGAUUAAAGCUUGUAUCACAAGUGGUUGCGAUAGUAAUCCAAAGAGUGGAUAGCAUAUAUGACUUUCAAAUAGGUUAUAUGGCUAUACAGUUCCUAUUCAAAGAAUACAAAAAUAUUGUUUGGAUAAGUCUGGUAUGAUAUAUUUUUUUAAGUGAUAGUUCUUUGGUAUUCCACCAAAAUUAGUUUUUGAUAUAUAUAAUAAUAAUAUCCUGGGACAUUAUAAACACAUGGCCAUCUGAUCCCAAACUAAGCAGAGCUUGUAAUAUGGAAACCAGACAACUGAUAUGCUACUUUUCUUUUGUAAAUACAUACUUAUAUAGAUAAUUACACCCAGACUCAGGACAAACAGACAUGUUCAUGCACACAAAGGUCUGUCCUGGGUGGGAUUCGAACCCAUAACCUUCGGUGUGAAGGGCAAGUAUCUACCAACCACGUCAAUCGGCCCGUCGAUAGUAUAUUAGUGGAUAAAAUGGUUAUGUGGUAUAAAGACCUGUCUGUCGCCCAUAUAUGAUAUGUAUUGAUAUUCAUUUGAUGAAUGUUUUAUUUCAGGUACAAUAAAAUAUUGUUAAGUUGACUUAUUUAACUGUGAUGUUUUGAUAUUAA
Molecule: messenger RNA, 6132 nt
Organism: Nymphalis io (European peacock)
Lineage: Eukaryota; Metazoa; Arthropoda; Insecta; Lepidoptera; Nymphalidae
Product: DNA cross-link repair 1A protein-like
Exons: 11
Coding region: 106-2532 (808 amino acids)
Biological process (GO): protection from non-homologous end joining at telomere; interstrand cross-link repair; double-strand break repair via nonhomologous end joining
Molecular function (GO): 5'-3' DNA exonuclease activity; damaged DNA binding
Source: RefSeq, a predicted model, not a curated record